AUGGCUUAUACCACUUUGAUCAGCAUAAUCCUUAGUCAUUUUUUGUUACUAACGACUAAAACAUUGGCUGGAAAAGUUCCAGCAAUUAUAGUGUUCGGCGAUUCGUCGGUGGAUUCAGGGAAUAACAACCAGAUCUCCACUGUUCUUAAGAGCAAUUUCGAACCGUACGGCCGCGAUUUCUACGAUAAAAAGCCAACUGGUAGGUUCUGCAAUGGGCGAAUUCCACCGGAUUUCAUAUCGGAGGCUUUUGGGGUGAGGCCAUUUGUUCCAGCUUAUUUAGAUCCGGCGUUUAGUAUAUCUGAUUUUGCAGAAGGUGUUUGUUUUGCUUCUGCUGGUACUGGUUAUGAUAAUGCCACUUCUGAUGUGCUCGAUGUGAUCCCAUUGUGGAAGGAAGUUGAGUACUACAAGGAAUAUCAAAAGAAACUUGAAGCAUACGCAGGUAAAAAGAAAGCCAAAUACAUAAUAAAAGAGUCACUCUAUUUAAUCAGCAUUGGAACAAAUGACUUCUUGGAAAAUUACUAUUCAAUGCAAAGCCAACGCUCUUCUCAAUACACAGAAGAUCAAUUUCAAGAUUUUCUUCUUCGACUUGCUCAGAACUUCGUGCACCAAAUUUAUCGCAUGGGUGCUAGGAAAAUUUCGUUAACUGGAGUUCCUCCAAUGGGGUGUUUGCCAUUGGAAAGAGCAACAAAUUAUGUAGGUGGAAAUGGAGAUGGAUGUAAUGAGAAGUAUAAUAAUGUUGCUAAGCAUUUCAAUGUCAUGUUGAGUGGUUUGGUUGAGAGGUUAAAUCAAGAGCUUCCUGGGAUUAGAGUGGUCUUUGCUGAUGCUUAUAAUCUCUUGCUACAAAUGAUUACAAAUCCUUCUUCAUAUGGGUUUGAAGUGUCAAGUGUAGCAUGUUGUGGCACAGGAUUAUUUGAGAUGGGUUUUUUGUGCGAUAAAUUAAGUCCAUUGACAUGCACAGAUGCAAAUAAGUUCGUAUUUUGGGAUGCAUUUCAUGUGACAGACAAAACAAAUCACAUUAUUUCUGAUUUCUUGAUGGAACAUGUCCUUGACCAAUUUUUAUAGUUAUGUUGGAUCAUCUAAUAUGGAUUUUGUAGGAGGAUGCAUAGAUU
This is a messenger RNA of Solanum verrucosum, 1109 nucleotides long. Its product is annotated as GDSL esterase/lipase At2g42990-like. The record is from RefSeq and is a predicted model, not a curated record. The transcript has 3 exons. Lineage: Eukaryota; Viridiplantae; Streptophyta; Magnoliopsida; Solanales; Solanaceae. Bases 1 to 1062 code for a protein of 353 amino acids. Gene Ontology annotation, molecular function: hydrolase activity, acting on ester bonds.